UCUCCCUCUCUCUCUCUCUCUCUCCCCCCCCCCCACACCGGGUUGGGUUAUAUACCGACUGCAGUGCAUGUUGGGAAACCGGGGGUUUUGCUGCUUUUUCCUCUCUGGGGGGUCUGGGCUGAGGCUGCAUCUGCAGAGAUGGAUGUCUUUCUAAUGAUCCGACGUCACAAGGCAACUAUCUUCACAGACGCCAAGGAGUCCAGUACAGUGUAUGAGCUGAAAAGAAUUGUGGAGGGGAUUCUCAAGAGGCCUCCAGAAGAACAGAGAUUAUACAAGGAUGAUCAGUUGCUGGAGGAUAGCAAAACUCUUGGAGACUGCGGGUUCACCAGUCAGACAGCACGGCCCCAGGCUCCAGCAACAGUCGGCUUGGCCUUCAGAGCCAGUGGUGAGUGGAGUUGUUGCAUGCUUCUUGAAACCAAAGAAACACAACAUUAUCAUUGAAGAUUCAGACUAAGA
Molecule: messenger RNA, 456 nt
Organism: Thamnophis sirtalis
Lineage: Eukaryota; Metazoa; Chordata; Lepidosauria; Squamata; Natricidae
Source: RefSeq, a predicted model, not a curated record